Ceratosolen solmsi marchali is the source of this 1503-nucleotide messenger RNA. RefSeq names its product membrane bound O-acyltransferase domain containing farjavit (gene frj). Lineage: Eukaryota; Metazoa; Arthropoda; Insecta; Hymenoptera; Agaonidae. Gene Ontology annotation, molecular function: lysophospholipid acyltransferase activity. Gene Ontology annotation, biological process: lipid modification; phosphatidylinositol biosynthetic process. The transcript is spliced from 6 exons. Bases 44 to 1474 code for a protein of 476 amino acids. Gene Ontology annotation, cellular component: membrane; mitochondria-associated endoplasmic reticulum membrane contact site. The record is from RefSeq and is a predicted model, not a curated record.
UUACCGAUAGGUCGACGCGCAAGUUUUAAGACGCAACGGCACAAUGUUGCUGGACGACCUCAUCUACGUGGGGCUGCUGUUGAUGUGCAUCGGAUUCGGCAAGGUGUACCGAGAGAUCGAGUCACCGCGUUCGCGGCAGUGGGCCGGGACCGGUUUGGGCCUCUUCCUCGUCGUCCUGGUCAGCAAGACCCAUGUGAUACAUCCCCUGAUAAGUACCUUCGUCAAUGCUCUAAUCAUCACGCAGCUGUCGCCCAGGAUCAGCCACCUGGUAAGCUUCUUCUUCUCCUUUUUCUACCUGCUCGUCAUCUUCCGGCUGUCGGAGUGGUUCGGACUGCCAACGCCCCCGGGCCAUGCGAACCUCGUCCAGAUGAUGCUGACGCUGAAGCUCGCCGGACUUGCUUUCGAGGUGAACUCCGCAACAACGGCGCCUCAAGAUGAUCCUCAGGGCAUAAGUUCCGCCGCCCUUGCGAGGCUUGGCCUCCUCGACGUCUUCCAUUACGCAUUCAGCUACAUCGGCGUCCUAACCGGGCCUUAUUAUCGAUAUCGAACAUAUUGGGACUCGCUGCAUCGUCCGUUCGCAGCCAAAGCUGAUCACUGGGGCCACACUUAUAAAAAGCUCGUUCAAAUCAGUGGCUUCACCUUUUGCUUCCUCCUGUCAAACUUUUUCUUCCCCGCCAAGUAUUCACUGACGGAUGAAUUCGCGGACAGGUCGUUCCUCUACAGGUGCUGGUACAUUUAUCCGACGUUCGUCACCUUUCGUAUGCGGAUGUAUAUAGGAAUGAUGCUGUCCGAGUGCGUCUGCCAAAUGGCCGGAUUGGGUGCUUAUCCGACCAAAUGCGAGCCCGUGUCUGGCCUUGGCCCUAAGGAUUACAAGACUACAAUAGCACUAUCCAACGACCCCCGAUCGAUUAAACCCCACGAACUGGAUUUCGAGACGGUGCAUAACAUGAACGUGUGGGAGGUGGAAAAGUGCAUCCUGGUGCGCGACGCCAUGAAGAAGUGGAACACCUGUGUGCAAUAUUGGAUGGCCGUGUGUGUGUAUAAAAGGUUCCCGCAUCGUGGCCUGAGAACGGCGGCUACCCUCACCCUCUCCGCCCUCUGGCACGGUUACUUGCCCGGAUACUACCUUUGCAUUUGCCAGAUCACCUUCUUCCUGCCCAUGGAGGACAUUUAUGCGAGGGUUUACAGGAAAUAUUCCCGAGGACAUCCGGUAAGUGCAUUGAUAGGCCAGGAUUUUGCAUUAGUUGACUGCAUAAAGCUAUCGCUCCACUGUCUACUCUGGUUCACCAGGAUCACAUGCAUGUCUUACCUCGGACUAUCGUUCCAGUUGCUGGAACUCAGUGAGACGCUCACUUUCUACAGGAGCAUCUAUUUCGCCGGUCACGUUCUCGUGCUCGUGCUCUACCUGUUAGGCCGACUGGCCUUGUUCCGAUCAUCAACCGUCCUCCAAGCUGACAAACCCAAGGAUAGCUAGAAGCCAUGGAAGUCAUUGGCUCAGUUGUA